Messenger RNA from Seminavis robusta, 1140 nucleotides. NCBI's taxonomy places the organism in Eukaryota, Bacillariophyta, Bacillariophyceae, Naviculales, Naviculaceae. The record is from the annotation of a GenBank genome assembly.
UUUGUCACCAGCGAAGAAUCAUUGACACUGAUGGGCAAGGAAGAGGGUCGUACCAGGUCAACCAAAGGCACCGAAGCCUUCUUUCCGCCCCAUCAUCAAUCGUUGUUUGGACCCAACUCGCUCCUUGUGCAGUCGGGAGAGGCCCAUGAUCAAUUGCGCCGAUUGAUUCAACCCAGUUUGUCGCUGAACUUGAUGACAACAGUCUACGAGCCCAUCAUUGAUCAAGCCAUGAACGAAUUUCUCAAUACUCUUUCCACUGUUGAAAAAACCAUCGAUGAGGAUGGAUACUUUGAGUUGGUUCCGCAUCUGAGGUCCUUCUUCAUUUCCAUUGCCCUUCAAAUUCUCUUGGGGAAAUCCAGCAAAGUACCACCCGGUCUCGCAGAAGACUUGACCACUUGGAGCAAAGGGCUCCUGGCGGCACCAUUGACAUUCGUUCCUUGGUCUACAGCCGCCAAGGCAAUGAGAGCCCGCGAACGGAUUGUGGCCACCAUGACUCCCUUGAUGGAACAAGCGCGUUCAUCCAAAGGAGAUGACUCCUUGCUGGGACGUUUGGUGUCCACAGUGGACGAAGAAACAGGGAAACAACUGUCGGAUCAAGAAAUUAUGGACAAUGUGCUGACACUGGUUUUCGCAGGGUCAGAUACCACUGCCAGUGCUGCGACAUCGAUGUGGUUGACCUUGUCACUGCACCCACAACUCAAGGAAACUCUAAAGAAGGGUCCUCAGGAAGUGGAGCGCUUUGUCGACCUUGUGUUGCAAGCAUAUCCGCCGGCUCCCUUUAGUAUGAGACUGACCAAGCAACAACUUACAGUCCGUGACUAUGACAUUCCAGCUGGUUGGCUGGUAGUCUAUGGCUUUGCGGGGGCCUUGGCUUCCAAACAUGACAAAAACACUUGCUGGGAAACAUUUGCAUCAGCCGCUUCAGGAGAGAAAGACGCUGUGGUCAGUGGUUCCGCUGCCUUUGGAACUGGGCCACGCAUGUGUCCAGGUCGUUACUUGGCUGCCUUGGAGCUCAAUACCAUGUGCGGAAAACUUGUGGAGAAGUAUGAUUGGAAGCUCCGAGAAGACCAGAACCUGGAGCAAACCUACACACCUGGAUUCUUUCCUAAGGAUGGCCUGCAGAUUAGAUUGGUUAGUUAG